Messenger RNA from Phoenix dactylifera (date palm), 993 nucleotides. RefSeq names its product vacuolar protein sorting-associated protein 25-like. The record is from RefSeq and is a predicted model, not a curated record. NCBI's taxonomy places the organism in Eukaryota, Viridiplantae, Streptophyta, Magnoliopsida, Arecales, Arecaceae. Gene Ontology annotation, biological process: protein transport to vacuole involved in ubiquitin-dependent protein catabolic process via the multivesicular body sorting pathway. Gene Ontology annotation, molecular function: structural molecule activity; protein homodimerization activity. Gene Ontology annotation, cellular component: ESCRT II complex.
CACUAACUAUAAGAGAGUACCACUAUAGCCGUCGAUACACAAUAGAAGGUUGUCCCGGCCAAGCCGUCCCAACCGGCCGGCCGCUGCGCCUCAACUCCCCGGACGGCGCGCGAAAGCUCUCCUCUGCCGUUGCGACGUAAAGAAGUGCAGUAGAAAGUUUUGUGCUUGAAAGUGAAAGAGUGGUAAGAUGCAGAAAUUAGGGGGCUUCAAGCUGCCCCACUUCUUCAAUUAUCCACCCUAUUUCACUUUGCAGCCAGUAAGGGAAACACGUGAGAAGCAAGUGCAACUAUGGAAGGAACUGAUACUUGAUUACUGUAGAAGUCAAAAAAUAUUUGUUAUUGGGCUGGAAGAAGAUUUUCCCCUGUUUUCUAAUCCAGUCAUUGAAAGAUCUCUAAGCCAUGAGGCAAGAGAGGUAUUUCUAAGUGCUCUGGUUGCUGAAGGCCGUGCAGAAUGGAUGGACAAAAGCCAUAAGAAAUGUCUUAUUCUGUGGCUAAGAAUUCAAGCUUGGGCAGAUUAUAUUUUGAACUUUGUAAAAGAAAAUGGAUUUGAAGACAGCGUCAUGACUGUCGAGGAUAUACAAUCAGGAAUUGAAACUCGUGGGACCGAGCUUGCGGGGAUUGAUCGUUGUGUGCUGAUGCGUGCCCUGAGGUUACUUGAACAGAAGGGUAAAGCAGCAAUUUUCAAGGGGACUUCAACAGAUGAUGAAGGAGUGAAAUUCUCUGCUUAAAUUAUACAUAUCCUGUUUCCCGACGGAUGGUUGAUCAUUCCCAUUUACCAACCAAAUUCCUAAUCCUCAAAAAUCUUCACAUUUUAUAUUUUGUUUAUCAGAUUGAUGAAUAAAGUGUGUAUGAGUAGCCGUUUGCAGAGUAUAAUUUGUUGAUGCUUUAAAUCCAAGGAACAUGUAUACAAGUCCAUAUCUCAUUCCUCAGAAUAUCGAAAAAAGGCCAGACUGUAGUCUGAGUGAGCUCAGUGCUUGCUGGUUUUUGGGGACCA